ACAUACAGAUUGAAGCCAAUGAUAAAAACUGAGCAUAGAAAACUAAAACUGGACCAGAACAAACAGAAAAGGAUCCUUACUCAGGAUGAGGUUCAUCUGUGUUCUUUGGUUCUGGACAUUUAUAUCAGAAUUCAAGACUUCAACUACUGAUGAAGUUUCUACACAAGGAUACAAAGGAAGAAACAUUACAAUUACUUGUUCCCACAAGUGGGCUUCAGACAAUAUAAAGUAUUUCUGCAGAGAUCCGUGUAAAGACACGGAGGUUUUAGUAAAGUCUGACCAGUCACCUAAAGGGAGAUACACACUGAAGAACACUGGCCAUGGAGUCUUCACUGUGACCAUCACUGAUCUACAAAAGUCAGACUCUGGGGUUUACUGGUGUGGAGUGGAGAGAGUUGGUCUGGACACAUUUAAUCAAGUCACACUGACAGUAUCUGAAGGUUUUGCCAAUGCAUCUGGUCCUGAUGAUAUACUAACAGGCAAGUAA
Molecule: messenger RNA, 487 nt
Organism: Danio aesculapii
Lineage: Eukaryota; Metazoa; Chordata; Actinopteri; Cypriniformes; Danionidae
Product: CMRF35-like molecule 1
Exons: 3
Coding region: 86-487 (133 amino acids)
Source: RefSeq, a predicted model, not a curated record